GCUGCCGUCUGAAGUUGCAGAUUAGCGAACUGUUAGUGACUUCAAAUGAACACCCAGUGGACAUCUUUUAACGUAUCAAACAGAAAAAUUAGGAGAGCCUCAGAUGGGACCUUUUUUUAGGUGGCUGAAGUGCGUUUUAUUGCUGACCUCAUUCACAGCACUACAUUGCUUUGCUGCUGUGCUGGACUCCAGCUGCUUCUCUCAACACUGGGCAUGCUACCUGACAUCUACUGUAGAUUGAGCUGUAGAUGUAUCGGCAGCAGAGAGCUCAGUAUGAAGAAGUCGGUCCGGCCAGCGGUGAGUAAGGUGAGCGGGGAUCGAGGGAAGGCAGAGGCCACGGCUACUGCUGGGACCGGAAAGCCUGCAGCCAAAACCGCCACCACUGCACCUCUGUCUAAAGUGAAAAGCAAUGAUGAUCUUUUAGCAGCUAUGGCCGGAGGGAAUCCUGCAUCAAGUAAUGCUGUCAGCAAGACCAAGAGGACCGCCUCUAUUGGGACUACUGCGAGCAGUCUAGAUAGCAAGCCAAAGACAACAUCAGGUACUUCAUCCAAGCGUACGACAUCUUCGAUUUCCAAGGAGCCAAAUUCCUCACGAGACCGUCUGCGAACAUCCAGGACCUCAGCCAAUAAGAAACAGUUGGUGUCAGGGACUGCAGUGGGGGAUGUAGCCUCAGGGAAGCGCUCUCGCAGCCAGAUUCCGGCUGAGUCCGACAGCCGUAUGAGCAAGUCUAAAUCAGACGGCCAGAUCAGUGAUAAGGUGGCUCUGGAGACCAAAGUGAAAGACCUGUUGGGUUUGGCUAAAAGCAAAGAUGUGGAGAUCCUCCGCCUUCGCAGUGAGCUGAGGGACAUGAGGGCGCAGCUCGGCUUAGGAGGGAAGGAGGCACCACAACAGGAGGAAGCUGGGGAGGAAGAGAAGCCCCAGGUUUCAGCCAUCACAGCAGCUGAUGUGGAGUCCACGCUCAUUCUCUUACAAGAGCAGAACCAGGCCAUCAGAGAGGAGCUCAACCUGCUGAAGAGUGAGAACAGAAUGCUGAAAGACCGCCUUAAUGCGCUUGGCUUCUCUCUGGAGCAGAGGCUGGACGCAUCCGACAAGCUGUUCACCUACGCCUCCCUGAGCCCGGACCUGGCAGCAGGCAGCGGGCAGAGCGACGGUGGAGGAACAGGUACGAUGACAUCCUCAGUGGAAGGCUCCGCCCCUGGCUCUUUGGAGGAUCUGCUCACAGGACACCAGCACGGAGGCUCAGCGGACAACCUCGACAGUGAAUCUAGUGAAGUCUAUCAGGCUGUGACCUCCAGUGAUGACGCCCUGGACGCCCCCUCUGGAGCUUCGUCGUCAUCUGAGUCAGAGUGUGCGCCCAGCAGGGAGCACUCACGGAGGGGCAGCAGCGGCAAUGCCAGCGAGGUGUCAGUGGCCUGUCUGACGGAGCGCAUCCACCAGAUGGAGGAGAACCAGCACAGCACUGCCGAGGAGCUCCAGGCCACAUUACAGGAGCUGGCCGACCUGCAGCAAAUCACCCAGGAGCUGAACGGAGAGAACGAGCGGCUAGGUGAAGAGAAGGUGAUCCUCAUGGACUCGCUGUGCCAACAGAGCGACAAGCUAGAGCUGUAUGGUCGCCAGAUCGAGUACCUGCGCUCUCUGCUGGAUGAACACCACAUAUCGUAUGGACUAGAGGAGGACAUCAAGAGUGGCCGCUAUAUGGAGCUGGAGCAGCGCUAUGCAGAACUGGCAGAUAACGCCCGCUUUGAGAGGGAGCAGCUGCUGGGGGUUCAACAACACCUGUCCAACACGCUGAAGAUGGCCGAGCAGGACAACGCCGAGGCCCAGGAGAUGAUCGGAGCGCUGAAGGAGAGGAACCACCAGAUGGAGCGAAUCAUGGAGUCAGAGAGACAGGGCCGAGCCGCCAUGGGGGCCGCGCUUGAAGAGUACAAGGUGGCAGUGAGCAAUGACCAGGCGGAGCUGAGCCGCUGCAGAGCACAGCUGGACCAGGAGAGGCAGAGGGUGGCCGAGCUGUACUCUCUUCACACGGCAGGGGACAAAAAUGACAUCUGCCAACUGCUGGAAGGAGUACGUCUGGGGAAAGAAGAGGCCGAGGCCAAGGCGGCGAAGUUGCAGGAGGAGCUGGAACAAGCCCACACUGAACUCACGCGGCUGCAGGAGACUUUUAGUAAGCUGGACAGGGAAUACAGAGACUUCCAGGAGCAGGUGCAGCAGCAGAUGGCCGAGCAGGACCGCGUCCUGGAGAAGCAGCGCGUGGAGCUGCAGGAGAAAGAGACCGAGAUCGCAGACAUGAAGGAAACCAUCUUUGAGCUGGAGGAUGAGGUGGAGCAGCACCGAGCUCUCAAACUCCACGACAACCUCAUCAUCACAGACCUGGAGAACUCUGUGAAGAAGCUGCAGGACCAGAAGCACGACAUGGAGAGAGAGAUUAAGAUUCUUCACCGCAGACUGAGGGAAGAGUCGAUGGAGUGGCGUCAGUUCCAGGCUGAUCUGCAGACAGCUGUUGUCAUUGCUAAUGACAUCAAGUCCGAAGCACAGGAGGAGAUCGGAGACCUGCGGCGCCGGCUGCAGGAAACUCAGGAGAAGAACGAGAAGCUGUGCAAGGAGCUGGACGAGGUCAAGAGCCGCAAGCAGGAUGAGGAGCGAGGCAGAGUGUAUAACUACAUGAAUGCGGUGGAGAGGGACCUGGCUGCCCUCAGACAGGGGAUGGGUCUCAGCCGGCGAUCCUCCACCUCCUCAGAGCCCUCGCCCACCGUCAAAACACUCAUCAAGAGCUUUGACAGUGCCUCACAAGGUCCACCUUCCAAUGGAAGUGCCACUGUGACUCCAACAGCUUCAGCUGCCCCACUGCCACGCACCCCCCUCAGCCCCAGUCCCAUGAAGACGCCUCCAGCAGCUGCUGUUUCACCCAUACAGAGACACUCCAUAAGUGGCUCUAUGUCAGCAGCCAAGCCGCUCUCCUCCCUGAGUGACAAGAGGCCCAGCUACACAGACAUCACCAUGCCAGCUGAGCACCUUCUCAGGGGAACCUCGGCCAGCCGACCGCCAUCUGUCCUCCAGAGGGUCUCCAACAUGGAUUCCACCAAGGCAAUCUCAGUGUCCCGUCGGAGCAGUGAGGAGAUAAAGAGGGACAUGUCAGCUCCAGACUCCGCCUCAACCUCUCUGAUGGCUAUGAGUGCUGCUUCCUCGCCACUCUCCCUGUCCUCCUCUUCCCCCACCGCCUCCAUCACCCCCACAGCACGCAGCCGUCUAAGAGAGGAGAGGAAGGACCCGCUGUCGGCACUGGCCAGAGAGUACGGAGGCUCCAAGAGAAACGCUCUGCUGAAGUGGUGCCAGAAGAAGACUGAGGGUUAUCAGAACAUUGAUAUCACAAACUUCAGCAGCAGCUGGAAUGACGGCCUCGCCUUCUGCGCUGUGCUUCACACCUACCUGCCCGCACACAUCCCCUACCAGGAGCUCACCAGCCAGGAGAAGAGGAGAAACUUCACCUUAGCUUUCCAGGCUGCAGAGAGUGUUGGCAUCAAAUGCACUUUGGACAUAAAUGAGAUGGUGCACACAGAGAGGCCGGACUGGCAAAGUGUCAUGACUUACGUCACAGCCAUCUACAAGUACUUUGAGACCUGACUUCAGCCACCCUGCUCCUGCAGCACAAUCAGAGCUACGCCAGCCCUCCGGAGCUCUCAGCAACCUCUGUUAUACCUCACAGACCCCCUCCCCCUCUCCACAGCAACACCCAGUCACGCUGCACGCUGGUCAUCACUAUUCAGCACCACUAAAGGCAGACCGGAGCCUCACUGGACUCACACACAGCUACUACAUCCUUCCAGUGCAGCGGAGAAGGCGCUUUGUGUACGGAUGUAGUCUAAGGGCUUGUCUGUAUAUCUACUGACAACACUGGGAAGCCAUUAACAGUAACUGGUGAAAGCCUGGUGAACCAAGUAUGAACUGACCAGUGAUGAUCAUCCUUGCCUCCAGUUCCUGUCUGAAGGAGCAGCAUGAAGAAGAAACCAAGUCUCAGUAGUGCCUUCUACCUGGCUUUUUGGCAAAUAAUAUCCCCUCACAGUAACCCCAGUCACCAGAGUGUAAAAGGGGGGAUUCCUGCAAAUCUGACUUUUUUCUUUUGUUGGUGGAGAAUAUUUUGUCUACAGAACAGCAAACCAAACGCCAGUGAUGUUGGAAUUCCCCCCACAACCCUGAAAAUUCCCUUUUGAAAGGAAUUCAGACUGACACAGCCUUUUUGCACCAAGUCUUCCAGACGUUACAGCUCGAUCCAGAUGCCUCUCUUUAAACGGAUAAAGUGCCUGUGUGAGUUUCGAAGCCGGAGACCAAGAUAUGAGCUCUCUCUGUGGGCCAGUCCUCCGCAGAGGCAGCGUCUUUUCACUACAGAUUGUGAAGCCGAAGAUCUGAGGAGUUGUUGCCAAAUAUGUUCCAGAGCCUUUUGAUUGUUGAUUUCUGACUUAGUGGUCAUCAGGACAGAGCGAUACUGCAGACAGACACUGAGUGUUUGCUUCUUAAGCACAGAAAUAUGCUAUGUUCUACAACACCAUGACACAGUUAGUUACGCAGCACUAACACACUCUUCUGAGGGUUCUUCACGCAGAGAUUCAUGAAGGUGGACUAAUGUUCAGUUGAUGUGUGUGUGGAGUUGAACCCUAAUUUGAGUGUUUGUGUUUUUGUAGGCCUGCAUUUGCCAUCCUGCACUUCUUACAUUAGGCACAUAGAGCACACAGCAUCAUUUCAUCAUAACUAAAAUAUGAGUGAAUAGUGUUUAGUCUUUUAAUGAAAUGUGUUUUGAUUGUUAAAGUUCUGCAUAGAUCAGAGAGCCUUAAACUUUUUUUUUUUUAAGCCCGAAGGUCUGAGUAGAAAAAAAUAGUCUCUCACCAUGGACCUCAUGCUGGGAAAAAGUGCUUUAGUGUUUUGAAACUAGCAGAGACAGAUUCGUAGGUAAGGACUCUCUUUUUAAGGUCGAUACAGCACCUCAUUAAAGAACUUAUUGGGAAAGACACUUAUUCACUUUAUUGCAGAGAGAUGAUAAAAUUAAUACCACUCUCGUGCCUUUACACUAAAUAUGAAGCUACAGCCAGGAGCCGAUUGGCUUAGCUCAGCAUAAAGACUGGAAACAAGAGGAAACGGCUAGCCUGGCUCUGUCCAAUAUUAACAAAAUCCACCCAUAUUUGCACCUCUAAAGCUCGCAAAUUGACGUGUUAUUUCUUGAAUGUCUCUUUUGUCCCAGAGUAAUACAUCUAUCAAAGAAGGAGCUUUGCACUUUGGUGUUUGUACAAAUGAAACAAAACACAUUAUGUUAGUGAACUUUGAGGUGCCACUAGGUAGAUUAUCUUUGGACAGAGCUCUUUUUUUGUCUUAUAGGGCUGUGUCCACUGAAUAUUUUUUCCUGAGGCCAUCAUAUUUUAAUAUUUUAAAAAUUCUUUGCAAUGGUAGCACUGUGUAUUUAAGCUACACUACAAACGCCAGCAGUGUGACAGGACUCCGAGCGUCUAUUCUGCACUAAAUGCUGCACAUUCGGAUUUUUUCUUCUUCUUAGUGUAGAGAGUUAAAAAAAAAAGUUAAUUUUGGGUAAAUUGCUGCACUUGUCACUGUAACUUUUGGAGGAGGAACAGGAAGAAAAUGACUCAGACCAACCAACACAUCCUUCAUGUACAAGUGCUGAACAACAGCAAAAAUGACAGAGAUAUUUGCUAAUAUACUGAUAUAUAUGAAUGUAUAUUUCCUUCAGUAAACCCACACAGACUGGCGGGUCCAUCUUCUCUCCCUACGCUUCAGCCUUCUCCUCAUCUAGGGCGAGUACUCUACCUUGUGGCAACAUUUUUACUUUGCGGAUAUUCCGAAUCAUAGCAACCAGACGCAACUAAAGUGUCUAAGCUGCUGCGACUCCAAUUUGCUCUCAUACGCUUUCAGCUGGCUGUUUCCGGAGGAGCGCCAGCUGUUUUCAGCUGGGAAAAAAAUUAAAACACAUUGGUGGACACGGAUCAUAAAUGCUGAGCAAAUCAGUUGCUGGCUCUAGCUUCAUAUUCAGCAUCCAGAGAUGAGAGUGGUAUGAAACAAAGUGUGUUUCCCAAAAUAUCAUACUACACCUUUAACAUCAGCAAAUGUUGCAAAACUCUUGUUUAAACACAAAAUACUCAGAAGCAAUCAGACAAGUCAUUGUACCACUGACUUCUUGCGUGUGUUAAUACUGAUGUUGUGUCAGACAGGUAGAUUUUGAAAUUCCUAGUAUGACUAACUGUUAUUAUAGAUACUUUGUAGCACACAAUGUCAUUUAAUUUCAAGUCAGCAGCAUUCAUGUUUUGCUUAACACUUUAAAUAGUCCUCCUAUUUAGUAUUUAUAAACAGUGUCCAAACUUUUCUAGAAAUGAUUUAUAGUGCACCAUAAUGUAGUUGUAAGCACCUUUUAAGGACAUUUUUUUGAAACAAUGCACAGUAUUUUUCAGCAAUUAUGACUUCAACUAUCAACACCUAUGUUAUGAUUACAGCUGUAUUCAUUAUAUUUUCAUUCAAUAUCGCUUAUAGUUGUAAAAAAGGUUAUGUUUGUGAAAGAAAAUGCACUAUUAACCACUUAAAUCUGCUUACAGCUACAUUAUAGUGCAUUAUAAACAAUGAAACGUUUCUAUACUGCUUAGAAAUGCUAAAUAUUGGGACUUCCGGUGUUAGCAUGCAGAGCUGACCGCUGUGUGUUUAUCGUGCCUCAGCUUCACUGUAUUUAUUUGCAUGGUUUCCGAUCAUCACGGUGAGGUUGUUGCUUUAUCUGUGUGUCUGAAGUGUAUAUGGAUUUAUUACACAUACAGUUAAGUAGCUGCACUGAGAUAAGCUUUUUUUUUUGAAAUUCCGCACUUAUUUGCUGCCUUAAAAGUUCAGCUGAGGCUCCUGCGAGUGAAACUGUGACAUUUCAGACUGCGGUUACCUUUGCUCACCAGACGUGUGUCGCAGUGUGGAAAUAGUUUCUAAAACAAGGUCCGCCUUGUUCGUGCCUCCUGAGGAACACUAGUAAUGAGCGAUGGCCAUAAAGCAUGUCUAGUGAAGGUGACUACACACUGUUUUGAUUCGGACCAGACGAAAGCUGCCAGCUGGUAUCAAUAGCAACAUCAAAAAUAUUUUUUCGUCUCGAUUUAGAAGCACAUCCUGCCGUGCUGUUUGCCAAGCCACAUCACCACAAUGUGCACAGCUGCAUUAGAUGGUCAGAUUUAAAGUUGGCACAAGAGCCUGCUACAAUGACAGCUUCUUUUUUGUGUGUGGGAGAGAGGGUGCGAGUGAGUUAUUUAAUGACAUUUGAAAGCGUCGGCGCUCUGUUGAUAGGGGUUUGUGAUGCCAUGAUGCUGAGGAUCAUCAGCCAGCAGUUUUAUCGUGUUCUGCUCGGUUCCACCGCCGGCCCACGUGUUUUAUUGCUCCCGACAGGAACGUCUGAGAGCUACAGAAAGAUCUGAAGCCUCUCCAUCCUGGAAGUGGAAUGUGUUUUUGAUCACGCUUUGGUGAUCCUGGGACUUUACGAGGUCCAGCGUGUGCUGAUGUGGAGUGAUUGAUGAACACGGGAGGAGAGCAGACCGCUGGCAAAAGCUAGGAAGCACAUUCCUCCUCCACAUGAUGCAGCCGUGAAGGACAUGUUAACACUGUUUGGGACCUGAGAUGAUGCCCUUUAGUGUGUAGCUUUACCACAGCGAGCAAAGCAAAUGUGAACAGUGCAUUAUGUCUUUUUUGGGUCCACUUCAUCACACUAUUUUUCUUUGUUUACUUGAAAAUGCUCUGAGAAUUCCACUGAACCUGCUUCUUUUUGUUUCCAUGUUGCCUUUUUUUAUUUUUACGAAUCCAUGCCACAUUUUUGUUUUGGUGUGGAAUAUUUUAUUUUUCAUCACACUACAUGCAGUGCUGAAGUGGUCCCUCAGUAAAGUUAAAGCUGAAUGAGUAGAAGUUUGUGUGUGUGUUUGUGUUUGUGUGUGUGUGUGUGUGUGUGUAAAGGGACUAAGCUACAGUAUUAAGUGCACACCAUAAUGAUAAUCAGUUGUAAAGAAAAUGCUGUCUGGUUUUAUGUUGCUUUAUUUUUUUCUGGCAGUAAAAUAAAUAAAUAGUUAUAAAAGAC
Plectropomus leopardus (leopard coralgrouper) is the source of this 8086-nucleotide messenger RNA. It is a transcript of the gene specc1la, whose product is annotated as sperm antigen with calponin homology and coiled-coil domains 1-like a. The record is from RefSeq and is a predicted model, not a curated record. Lineage: Eukaryota; Metazoa; Chordata; Actinopteri; Perciformes; Serranidae. Gene Ontology annotation, molecular function: protein binding.